This is a messenger RNA of Colius striatus (speckled mousebird), 450 nucleotides long. Its product is annotated as avidin. Gene Ontology annotation, molecular function: biotin binding. Bases 1 to 450 code for a protein of 149 amino acids. The record is from RefSeq and is a predicted model, not a curated record. The transcript has 4 exons. NCBI's taxonomy places the organism in Eukaryota, Metazoa, Chordata, Aves, Coliiformes, Coliidae.
AUGGGGAGCGGUGCCUUUGCCCUGGUCCUUGCCCUGGCUCUAGGGGCACAUGCCACCAUUGCAGAGAGGAAGUGCCUCCUGUCUGGGUCGUGGCGGAGCGACACGGGCUGCCGGAUGGUCGUGUCUGCCCUUGGUCAGGACGGCAGCUUCUCCGGAUCCUACCUGCCAGGUCCUGCUGCUGGCAACUCCGAAAUGCUCACCUCGCCACUGGAGGGGUCUCAGCAGGACGUGGGGCUGGUCCCACAGCCCACCUUCUCCUUCACCGUGCACUGGCAGCUCCGAGACUUGGAGGCAGUCCGGACAACCACCUUCCUGGGCCAGUGUUAUGUGGACACCAGUGGGAAGGAGACUCUGCAGGCCCUGUGGCUUCUGCGAGAGGCGACGAAGAGCCCCGAGGAGGACUGGAAAGCCACACGGAUUGGCACCAGCUUUUUCACCCGGAUAAAAUGA